CAAAAUGGCGGACGGAGGAGCAGCGAGUCAAGAUGAGAGUUCAGGACCAGAUGCUAAAGUGAAUAAUCAGUCAGAAACUACUAAAUGUGCAAUGGAAAGUGGUGACGGGAACACCGGAAUCCAAACCAAUGGGUUGGACUUUCAGAGACAGACGGUGCCAACCACAAGUGCAAUCACAAAUGCACAUGCACAAGCCCUCCUCCAACAGGCUGCAGCACAUUUAAAUACCCACUUUCUCACUUCCUUUUUAAUUCAAAUUCCUCGCCCUGCUCAGAGACUAAAGACUCAUUCUCAGAGAGCCGCUCAGUUGACCCUGACCCCAGCGCAUCAGCAACUGUUGAUCCAGCAGGCCCAAGCCCAACUUCUGGCCGCAGCCGUGCAGCAUUCAGCCAGCCAGCAGAACAGCACCACUGGGGCCAGCAUCUCGGCCUCCGCAGCCACACCCAUUACCCAGCUGCCCCUGUCACAGCCCAUCCAGAUCGCCUCCCAGCUGCAGCCGCAGAAUCUAAGCCUGCCCCAGUUUGUUCUGGUGCAGCCCGGCCACCCGAUCGCCACGCAACUGCAGCCCACUCAGUUCAUCAUCUCACAGACACCGCAGGCCCAACAGGGCAUAUUGCAAGCCCAGGGUCUUCUAACUCAACUACCUCAAAGCCAAGCUAACCUCCUGCCGACUCAACCAAGCAUCACCCUUGCACCUCAGCCUGCCACUCCAACCCGCACAACAGCAGCCACACCCAUUCAGCCCCUGCCCCACAGUCAGACACCACCCAAACGGUUGGAUACCCCCACUAUGGAGGAGCCUAGUGAUCUGGAGGAACUGGAACAGUUUGCCAAGACCUUCAAACAGAGGCGUAUCAAACUUGGCUUCACACAGGGGGACGUUGGCCUGGCCAUGGGGAAACUGUAUGGAAACGACUUCAGCCAAACUACCAUCUCUCGCUUUGAGGCCUUGAAUCUGAGCUUUAAGAACAUGUGCAAACUCAAGCCAUUGCUGGAGAAGUGGCUCAACGAUGCAGUUUGUGCAGAGAACCUGACAUCUGACCAGGCCCUGUCCAGCCCCAGUGCCCUGGGCUCCCCGGGCAUGGGCAUAGAGGGGAUCAACCGCAGACGGAAGAAGAGGACCAGUAUUGAGACCAACAUCCGAGUGGCCUUAGAAAAGAGCUUUCUGGAGCAGAACCAAAAACCUACCUCUGAAGAGAUCACCAUGAUCGCUGACCAGCUCAACAUGGAGAAGGAGGUGAUUCGGGUCUGGUUCUGCAAUCGCCGGCAGAAGGAGAAGAGGAUUAACCCCCCCAGCAGCGGCAACAGCGGAGGAGGCAACACCCCUAUCAAAACCAUCUUUACCCCCAGUAGCCCUUUGGUGGCCAGCACAGCGAGCCUUGUGAGCAGCCCGACUAUAAACACACCCACCACUCUGACUGUAAACCCAGUGAUGCCUCCCACCAGCACCAGCGUCUCCAGUUUGUCUUUCACAGGCACGACAGUUGGAGCCACAAACACUGCAUCUGUCAUCUCUGCUGCACCUUUGAUUACCACAGCCAGCUCUCCAUCUUUAAGCCCGUCGCCUAUUCAGUCCACGACCACAGAGAGCAAAGUCGGCACUCAAGCGCAAACCAUCGUAACCCAGGCCCCCUCAUCCAUAGCCACCACUUUAGGGACGGGCCAGGUGAUGGUGGCCUCUCCAGGGCUGUCUGCAGCGCUGCAGGGUGCCCAGUUACCCACCAGUGCCAGCUUUGCUGCUAUGGCUGCUGCUGCUGGGCUCAACCCGGGACUGAUGGCCUCCUCCCAGUUCGCUCCGGGGGGUGCCCUGGCCCUCAGUCUGACUCCUGGUGGCCUUGGCAGUGCGCUGAGUCCUGCCCUCAUGAGCAACAGCACCUUAGCUACCAUCCAAGCUCUGGCAUCGGGUGGCACGAUCCCCAUCACAUCUCUGGAUGGCAGCAACCUGCUGUUCGCCAACACCUCCGCCGGUAGCACGCCCAACCUGGUGCCAACGUCGCUCUUCCUGAACCCCCCGAACCUGUCGCUGCUCAACCCCGUCAGCCUGGUGUCGGCCGGGACGGGCGGGCUGCAGGUCACCGCUGAUCAUCAUCAGGCCGCCUCGGCUGCUGUGCCUGUGCAAGCCUCGACCAUUACCACUGCCUCCAAGGCUCAGUGAAGCCAGUCGGGCUGCGUCCUGAAUGAACGCCCUAUUCCUUACGUCGUGCACUACUCCUUUCACACCAUGUAGGGAAUAGACGGCGUUAGAUUUUAGGCUCUGCGCUUCACUAACCACCCCACAUUCUUUCCAUUGUAUCUAUCAUUAUUUAAUCCUUUUGCUGCCACCAAAAAGAAAACAACCUCAAAUGAGGUUGAGGUUGACCUUUAUUUUUUAGUUUGUUUCCUGUCUUUUCCUUUAUGAUUCUUGGAUGUUUUUUUCCCCACAAACAGUAGCCAGAUGGACACUGUUUUUGGCCUGCCGCUCCUCAUGAACCUUGAAAAGUGUCCAGGAAGACAAAAGUCCUCGGCACCAUCAAGCUGUUCACAUUUUGUAUAUAUCUAUAUAUAUAUAUAUAUCCUUCUAUUUCCAGGUCAGAAUUUUCUCUGAAAUACUUCUAACCAAAAAAACUUUAGGAUUUUGCUCUUUUAACAUUCAAACUGAUUUACUACUAAUUUCACAAUAAUCAUCAUCACUAAUGGGGAUUUGUGUGUCACCCCAUCUUUAAUUAUCUCUUUCGGGUUUUUUGGACAGGCCUUGACGUAAAUCAUAUCAAAGUUAUAUUGUAGAGACUUUUUUUUUUCUUUAUCUUUGCUGUUUGUUUUUUUGACAUUUUCAGAACUUUGUAAGUCUAAUAUUAAGUUAAGAUUCAACUAUCACUUUUUAAUCGUGGUUAUAAGGCUUUAAAAACAAGUAAUAAGUGGCCGAUAUAAAGGUUAUCAUUGCUUUAAGGGUCAGAGAGCCGCGUCUCUCUGAGUCUCUCUUUCUGGAAACACUGAGUUUUACAUUUUGCUGCGGCGGCACAGUCGCCCCUGAGCUUUUGUAAAACGACGGUCUGGAUGCGGAUAAUAGACACUGAUAGAAAAUGACUGAAGACAUUGCGUUUAGAGCUUUAUAAAGAGUUGCGGGCAUGCAGUCCCGUGUCUGACUGAGGGCGGUUUGUUUUGGGUGGUGGUCCAUUGGAAAACUGUACAUUAUGUUUGGAUUCAGAGGUAGAAAAAAUAGACGUCUGCAUGUGUUGUCUACAGCUCAGGCAGGUGCUGAGAGUUCAGUAACUGCAUGAUCCACAAGGCUCUGCGGCUGACUGGUCUGUUUUGGGGAGGACUAGUCAAAGGGCGUGGUCGUCAUACCAAAUGUAUGACGGCGUUGGCUAGAUGGGGUUAUUGUAUUGUGUUUUCUUUUACUUUUUUUUUUAAUAGUAGUACCGUCGUAUCUACUUGUGCACAGUAUCUGUACCAAAAAACUGGAUUGAUGAGCUGCAGUCUGCCUGUUUUGGGAGGAAUGAAAUUCUGUCUUUAUUUUUUUUUUGUCUGCAGUCGUUCGACUGGCUUGCGUACUUUAAGAUAUACCAAAAAUAUUUGUUAAAAUAAUUGCUGUGUGUAGUCGGUGUAGCUUAGUCUAGUCAAUAUAUUUAUGAGUACAGAAUCUCUCUUCAUUGUCAACAGAAUAUAGAAAUGCAAUAUUUUGAUGAUCAUUUUCCAAAGAUGACCUUUUCCUUUUUUGAUUUGACAAAGUGUCUCAUGCUCGACUUUUUAAUUGGCAGCACAACUGACCAAAAAGAGCGGGACUGGCGGGUUGAGGCACGAGAAAGUAGUUUCCUUUUACUUGUUUUAAAUUGAUCACCGGGGCCUCGCCCCUGACGCCUGAUCCUGGUUUUCGUUCAGCCAUGUGAUGGCUUGUUUUCUGUUUUGGCCGUUUUGGUAGCAGUUUUUUACUUUUCUGAAGCAUAAUGGAAAGGUUCUGUUUUUUGGUUUUCUACUAAUAUUCAGCCAUAAAACAACAGCUUGAACCAAAGUGGUUUUCCUCAGUAGUUGCUGUGCCUGUCCGAGCACGCCGUUCACACGAUCUAUACUCGCCACUCUGCUGACAAAUGAUUUUCUCCCACCUUGGUCAUUACCGGAAAUUUCUGAUUUGGUGCUGCUGGAUGAGGAUCACAGAAACUUUUAGCUUUAACAACCUGCUGCUGAAACUCCCGGUGGAGUUGAGCUGUUGAGAGGCCUGCAUGCUUUCCUAUAGCUUUAUGACUGCACCCUGUGAAAAUCAGGUUCUGUGGUUUCGACCCUCCCGUCAGGAGGGCUCACUUUUGUAAAUGCAUAGAUCGGAUCAUUAGAUAACACACUCCUCUCAGCGCCGACAUUUUAAACCAGCAUGCUUUGAAACAAAUGUGCUGCUGCUCCCGAAAAUCUGACAAGUUUAAAAAACCUGCCAAAUUAUCUGUCACGUGCUACACAUUCAACGAAACCCCACAUCAAAAGUAGCGUUGCAGUGCUGCUUCCAAACAACAAAAUGAACAGUGACGAUUGAAUCACUGAGACUGUAAGCAGUGAAAUCUGUCCAUGUUAUCCUCUUGUGUACUUCUUUUCUGUCGUUGAAUUAUUUUGACUGAAUAUACCUCAGCAGCACUUAAACAUAAGGUUCACCUUUAGGCAUUUCUGUGUAUAAAACAGUGUAGAAUGUAUAAGUACUGUCUGGCUCGCCAUUCAAAGUUUAUACUGAUACAUAGGAACCACACAUAAAAAGGACAACCUACUACUGCUAUUUUCUAGUACUACUAUCUAUGGGGUAUUUCCAGGUUUAAAUAUUAUUUUGAAAUCCUUCUUGCCAAAGUAAAAGCCUUUCUCUUUGCAGCUAUCGGCGGGUGUCUGGCUGCUCACGUUGCUGGUUUCCCCGUCUUUCAGGCCGCAGCGGGCCUCGAGGACUCAGUCCUGUUCCAGUGCUGUUUGUAGUUACUAAAGAGUCGAACUAGCAAGAUGAACCGUCGGCACCAUAGGAUGUUACUGAAAUAUUUAUCUGAGGAAAGAAUUAGAGAAAUAAACUUUUCUUAAUUCUAUACAUAUAAAUAUAUAUAUAAACACGUGUAAGAUAUUCAUAUUUUAUAUUUGAACCAGUAUGUUAUCAAGACUGAAUGUAGUGUUUAUCAUGCUUACUCGGAAAAAAAAAACUCCCCUAAAUCUUCCUUUUUAUUAUCGGAAAUGUUUUUUUUUUUUUUUUAACUGACAAGACCAAAAAAUAAGAGAUGAAAUCUGAGACCACGCCUCGGUCCUGCGUGAGUCGCUGACACCCGCGUCUGUCGUGUGAGGUCUUUUCAACAGGAAGUGUUUGUUCAGGCGCUCCUGACUCUGAAGCAUCUGAUCUUAAUCUUUUUUAAUAUUUUUUUUUUCUUUGGGUUUGAGUCAUUGUGGACUUGAUUUGUUGUGCUGUCUUUAACAAUCAUUUGAUUUUUUUUUAAUAUUACUUUAUGCCUUUAAUUGUUUUGUAUAGUGUGAGAGGGCAAGAUCACUGGCUUUCUUAGUUUGACAAAGAAGAUUAACAUUAUCAUUUAUGCCUUAUUGUUACGUAGAAGACAUGAGCAUUGUAGCAUUGUCGUGUGUCUGUGAGUGUGUGUGUGCGUUUGGGAGAGCGUGAGCUCACCUGGUGCAUUGUUUUCACUGAAAAAAAACAGUGUACUCUGGGCAUUUUGGAGCAUGGGAUGAUUAUGUUGCUACCUAUGUUUUUUAGGUGUGACUCAGACAGGUGGAUACCUGUGAGAAAAGCUUUACUAAUAAUUCCAGCAGGUGGAUGUGUGUGUGUGUGUGUGUGUGUGUGUGUGUGUGUGUGAGUGUCUUAUAAAGAGAGAAUAGGGAGGGCAGUCUGCAAACCAUUAUGGUGCAUUUUUUUCCAUCUUCCAGCGAGUGUUUGAGUGAUUUUUUUAAAAAUGGUGAGACAUGAGAGUAUUUAUUUUUGUGUUUGUCCAAAGGGGAGUCUCAACUGAUUAACCAAAGCGUAGAGGGAUAAUUUGGAUUUUUUUAAGUGGGGAUGUAUGAGGUUCUUAUCUAUAUUCUGUGUAUUACAUACAGUAGAUGUUGGUUGGCACACCUCUAGUUUGGAGAAGCAGGCUGGGCUACCGCCACAGAAGCUAAGCAAUGUAAUGCAGUGGACAAGGGCAACAACACAAUUUAUUUUUGUCACCUAAGAAAAAAAAAGAAGAUCAAUUUCAGUGUACACUACAUUGAGAGUAUUUUCAGCACUAUACCUUGCUGUCAGACAGCCCUUUCCACUGUUCUACCUUGAACUACCUGCUAAUGCCAACGGCGGCUUUUUAAAUCUCCUGCAGAGUGGUCACCAAAAUAACAGGCAGUAAAGAUGUAGCUAGCCUGUGUUAAUGUGUAACUUUGGUGAAUAUUAAACAACCCUUUUAAAUGCAAAAGACACAAAAUGACACAAUCUAAUCGAGGGAGCUGCAGACCAGCAGUUCCCAUGUUCAGCGAGCUAAAAUUUCUUUUUCUCAAUGGAGUCUGACUUUAAAGACAACUAUAUAACAACUUCAAUUUGUUGGAAAUCACUCUGACAUUCAGAUAAAGCAGUGGAAAUAUUCUUAAUACAGCAUACAAUUAAACUGUUAUUGGUUUUUUUCAGGUGGGACUUCUUUUAGGUGGCAAAAAUGCUUUUUGUAGCGGCCCCCAUCCACAUCAAUACAUUGCUUAGCUUUCAUAUCUGACACAAGCCUGCUUCUCCAAACUGGGGGCGUGCUGACUGACAUCUACUGUAAUACACUGACGAUGGACCUCAUACAACCCCGCUUAAAAAAAAUCUGAACUAUCCCUUUAAAGCAAGCCAGUUUAUGGUUUGUAAAGCAAAAACUGCAGUUUGUGAUAAUAGUACGACUGUUUAUCUCUAAUAACUGUAAUAAUUGACACUGUCGACCUUUUAGCCACUGGCUUUGCUUUAACGCUUUAGUUUCUCUGUGUGAUCCUGAGAUUUUUUUCAAGAUGCUCUCGUGGAUCCGCCAUGCAUCGAGUUGUAGUUUUGUCGACCCACCACACUGGUUUGCUGGUUUUUUAACGCUGACAAAAGGAAGUGUGGAGCACCAGUUAAGGCAGAAGGAGCUGUUGUAUACCUCAUUUCUAACUCAAGACUGAGUGAAACCUGCUUUAAUCUACUUAUAAGAUAAAAAAUAUUUUAAAAAAUCACAAAAAAAAAGAUGAAAAUACACAAACGUGUCAGUGGAGAAGCCCGUUCAUACCUGUACUUUGUGAAGGGUUGUGGAAAAUGCCACCACGAGAGGGAGACAGAAUACAUACCAGUGCUCAUGAAUGUCUGCUGUUUUUUUUUCUUUUCUUUUUUCACAAUUUGGUGUUUUUAUGCUGCACACUGGUGGAAAUAAUUUGUUGUAACUUUUGAGAUUUAAGUUCAGUGUAUCCCCUUACUGUCAGUUGCUUUUUGUUAUAAUUCUAGACUACAUGUUUGAACACUUUAAGUUUGACAAUCCUAUCUUGAUUUUGUUUUUAUUCUCACAAGUGCAGGUAUGUGCGUGUCUUCCCACGUGACGGUGCGCUGUCGCAGCCCGCUCUCGCUUUCCUGUGGUACCAACAUUAACCAAAGACUUCUAACCUGAUUGUAUACGAACGACACCCGUCUCUCAGCCCAUCCCCGCCUCACUGCUCAGCAUCAAAUCCCGGGCUGCACGCUCUCACCCGAGCUCCCUUCUCCAAUUCAUCUGGUUUAUUUUGCUUUUUUAUUGCAUGCGAAUGUGUAUCCGCCCCGGACAACACUCCGGCGUCCUGUCGGCGCGGCGGUUUCAGUGCCUGUGGGCGGGGAUCGGAGAGGAGAGGGAGGGGGUCGACCGGGAGCUGAGCGGGCUUCUCCGACAGACACGAACCGAUCUGGUGGUAGCUGGGUGAUGUUUGUUAAUACACACUGAGGGUUAAUCCUGUGCACACUGUACAUGCUCAGGACUCUGUAUGUUUUGUCUGUCUUGAGCGCUGUUGCUAGGAUGCCCCCCCCCCCCCCACCCCCCUCCUCCUCCACUUUCUCUCUCUUUCUCAAGGACUGUGGUGAAAAUGCUGUUCCUGCCUCUCACAGUGUGUCUGUUUCUUCCUCCUCAUCUGUACACUGUAUAGUCCCAGGACAUUUUACCCUGUUGUCUCCAGGAAAUACACAUCCUGCGGUCGCUAAAACCUUCACUGCUGUGCCCUCUUCUCCUCUUCCUCCCCUUCUUCCGCUUUCUCCUUUCGACAUCGUCUCUUCACUACAGACUCUGAUCAGCUGUGACACUAUGCAUCAUGGUCCGUCACUCUGCAUGGACUGUGUCCCUCCGGCUCAGACCUCUAGCCGACGGGCUUCAGUGACACUUUGUUUAAUGCUUUACUCCAAGCGAGGUUGUAGGACCUCGCAAGCGCUAUCCCAAAGCAAAAAUCCAAAUAUUUAACUUUUGACAAACGCAGAUACCAAAGAUAUCUCUCUGUCCUGUGUCUUUUCUCUGUUUUUUCUCUCCCCUCCACCCUGCAGCAUGUGUAUUAAGAGACAAACCCAGCACUGGCUUUAGUCCUAGCCUCAGUAAUUCCAAAGCUUAGAUGUAUAUUUUGGUAUAUUUCUGAGAAAAACUUGCGUGAAAAAAAGCGUCUGUUUCUCGUUUGUUUGUUGUAAUCUCUUUUUUCUGUCACAGCAUGGAACUAAUUGCAGAACUGUCUUACUCUUGGUAGGUUAAAGAUAUAGUAUUUUUGUAUGUUUUUGGGUGUGUCAUGUGUGUGAUUUAUCAGUUCACAGCCCAAGUGACCAUGGCUUUCAAUAAGAGGAAAAAACAAAAAACAAAAAAAAAACAAAACAAAAAAAACAACAACAACCAUGUACAUAUUACGUCUGUGUAUCUCAAGAACUGCAUUCUGUAAAACAUUUACUACUCACCUUGGAAAGCUUGGGCUCAUCUAAAGGAAUGUGUCCGCGAUUUAUUUCCCUUUUUUCUUAUUCUGCAGUCUGAUGAUAAUUGUCUGUCCAGGACUCGUAAUGUAAAGAGUCCUGAUUUCCAUCAUGGACAAUAAAACUGAGGGACACUGCUACGAUCUGACUACAAGGAAAACUUAAAAAAAAAAAAAAAAAAAACCUAAAAAAAAAUGCCUCCAGUCACGGUGGCGUAGAACUGAAAGAUUGUGUAGGAUUUUUAAGUAUGUGAAUCAGGAUACAUAGUAGAUUUUGAUGCAUUUGUCUGCUGUAUUUUUGUUUGUUUUGUUUUUAUACACAUAUAAAGAUAAUCUUUUACUGUAAAUGUACAGUUCUCUUUUGUUGUAAACAUCAUUAAACCAUUUUCCAAGUGUUUUGA
Messenger RNA from Plectropomus leopardus (leopard coralgrouper), 9269 nucleotides. NCBI's taxonomy places the organism in Eukaryota, Metazoa, Chordata, Actinopteri, Perciformes, Serranidae. The record is from RefSeq and is a predicted model, not a curated record.